Messenger RNA from Marmota monax (woodchuck), 6909 nucleotides. It is a transcript of the gene Jade2, whose product is annotated as jade family PHD finger 2. NCBI's taxonomy places the organism in Eukaryota, Metazoa, Chordata, Mammalia, Rodentia, Sciuridae. The transcript is spliced from 13 exons. The record is from RefSeq and is a predicted model, not a curated record. Gene Ontology annotation, biological process: regulation of transcription by RNA polymerase II. Gene Ontology annotation, cellular component: histone acetyltransferase complex. Bases 491 to 2983 code for a protein of 830 amino acids.
AAGGAAGUCUUGGUUUAAAAAGAAACAGAAACAUACACAGGGGGUUGGUGAAUGGUGCCGACCGCGGCCAUCGCAGUUGGAGGCUAUUUUUUGGGGGGGUGAGUAGCGUCCAUGGAGUUACUUUGCUCCCACUCCUAGCGGCACCAGCUCGAGUCUGGCGGGCUAACCGUCCCCAGCAGGAGCGCGGGGCUGGGGACGCCGCGGGCACGGCCGCCUCCCUCGCCACGACCCCGGAUGGAUGCGCGCCCCCCGCCCUCCCGCGCCGGCCCCAGGAGCUCCUGGUUUCGGGAGCAUCCUUCCCGCGCCGGCCCCCGCCGCGGCGCGUAGCCGAGGGCAGCGCCCCUCGGGAGGGCACCGCGGAGCAAGGCUAGGCCAGAGAGCCAGCUCCCUUCUCUAAAGAAGAGGUCCGAAGGAUCCUGCAGAUGCCACUGGGCAACCAGAUCCUGGAGCAAAGGAAUGGAGCUUUGUCCUUUCUGAGGUGAAGAAUAGGAUGGAAGAGAAGAGGCGAAAAUACUCCAUCAGCAGCGACAACUCGGACACUAGUGACAGUCACGCUACAUCUACAUCAGCAUCAAGAUGCUCCAAACUACCCAGCAGCACCAAGUCGGGCUGGCCCCGGCAAAACGAAAAGAAGCCCUCAGAGGUUUUCCGGACAGACUUGAUCACAGCCAUGAAGAUUCCAGAUUCAUACCAGCUGAGCCCGGAUGACUACUAUAUCCUGGCGGACCCGUGGCGACAGGAAUGGGAGAAAGGUGUGCAGGUGCCCGCCGGGGCAGAGGCCAUUCCAGAGCCGGUGGUGAGGAUCCUCCCACCACUGGAAGGCCCCCCUGCACAGGGAUCCCCAGACAACUCUGCACUUGGUGAGGCCUCCCAGCCUGAUUGGCCAGAGGGCAGCCGCUAUGACCUGGACGAGAUUGACGCCUACUGGCUGGAGCUUAUCAACUCCGAGCUCAAGGAGAUGGAGAGGCCCAAGCUGGACGAGCUGACAUUAGAACGUGUGCUGGAGGAACUGGAGACUUUGUGCCACCAGAAUAUGGCCCGGGCCAUUGAGACGCAGGAGGGGCUGGGCAUUGAGUAUGAUGAGGAUGUGGUCUGUGACGUGUGCCGCUCCCCUGAGGGCGAGGAUGGCAACGAGAUGGUCUUCUGUGACAAGUGCAACGUCUGUGUGCACCAGGCUUGCUAUGGGAUCCUGAAGGUGCCUACAGGCAGCUGGCUCUGCCGGACGUGUGCCCUGGGAGUCCAGCCAAAGUGCCUGCUCUGCCCCAAGCGAGGAGGAGCCCUGAAGCCCACCCGAAGUGGGACCAAGUGGGUGCACGUCAGCUGCGCCCUGUGGAUUCCUGAGGUCAGCAUUGGCUGUCCAGAGAAGAUGGAGCCCAUCACCAAGAUCUCACAUAUUCCAGCCAGCCGCUGGGCUCUGUCCUGCAGCCUCUGCAAGGAGUGCACAGGCACCUGCAUCCAGUGUUCAAUGCCUUCCUGUGUCACUGCAUUCCAUGUCACUUGCGCCUUUGAUCAUGGCCUAGAAAUGCGGACUAUAUUAGCAGACAACGAUGAGGUCAAGUUCAAGUCAUUCUGCCAGGAGCACAGUGAUGGGGGCCCGCGGUGCGAGCCUACAUCCGAGCCCACGGAGCCCAGCCAGGCCAUCGAGGACAUGGAAAAGGUGACUCUGCGCAAGCAGAGGCUGCAGCAGCUGGAAGAAGACUUCUACGAGCUGGUGGAGCCGGCUGAGGUGGCCGAGCGGCUGGACCUGGCUGAGGCGCUGGUCGACUUCAUCUACCAGUACUGGAAGCUGAAGAGGAAAGCCAAUGCCAACCAGCCGCUGCUGACGCCCAAGACUGACGAGGUGGACAACUUGGCCCAGCAGGAGCAGGACGUCCUCUACCGCCGCCUGAAGCUCUUCACACACCUGAGGCAGGACCUGGAGAGGGUUAGAAAUCUGUGCUACAUGGUGACAAGGCGCGAGAGAACAAAACACGCCAUCUGCAAGCUCCAGGAGCAGAUAUUCCACCUGCAGAUGAAACUUAUUGAACAGGAUCUGUGUCGAGAGCGGUCUGGGAGGAGAGCAAAGGGCAAGAAGAGCGACUCAAAAAAGAAAGGUCACGAAGGCCCUAAGGGCAGUAGCCCUGAGAAGAAAGAGAAAGUGAAGGCUGGGCCAGACUCCGUGCUGGGGCAGCUGGGGCUGUCCACCUCAUUCCCCAUCGACGGCACCUUCUUCAACAGCUGGCUGGCACAGUCAGUGCAGAUCACAGCAGAGGACAUGGCCAUGAGCGAGUGGUCGCUGAACAAUGGGCACCGUGAGGACCCCGUUCCGGGGCUGCUGUCAGAAGAGCUGCUGCAGGACGAGGAGACACUGCUCAGCUUCAUGCGGGACCCCUCCCUGCGACCUGGCGACCCUGCCAGGAAAGCCCGGGGCCGCACCCGCCUGCCUGCCAAGAAGAAACCACCACCGCUGCAGGAUGGUUCGCGGACAACUCCAGACAAAGCCCCCAAGAAGCCCUGGGGCCAGGAGGCAGGCAGUGGCAAGGGUGGGCAGGGUCCACCUGCCAGGAAACCACCACGGCGGACGUCUUCUCACUUGCCGUCCAGCCCUACAGCUGGGGACUGUCCCAUCCCAGUGGCCCCCAAAAGCCCCCCUCCACUGGCUCCUGAGACCCCAGUCGAGGCAGUCCCCAUGGCUGCUGACUCGAAUGUGCAAGUGCCUGGCCCUAUGGUGAGCCCCAAGCCCUUGGGUCGGCUCCGGCCACCCCGUGAGAGCAAAGCCACCCGGAGAUCACUGGGUGCCAGGCCUGAUGCUGGGACAGGACCGCCUUCUGCUGUGGCCGAGAGGCCAAAGGUCAGCCUACACUUUGACACUGAGACUGAUGGCUACUUCUCUGAUGGGGAGAUGAGCGACUCGGAUGUAGAGGCCGAGGACAGCGGGAUACAGCGGGGUUCCCGAGAGGCAGGGGCUGAGGAGGUGGUCCGCAUGGGUGUACUGGCCUCCUAAUUCACCCUACCCCUGUCCCAGGUCCUGCCCUGGUCCCUGAUAAGGCCUCAGCCCAGUCACAACUGCCAUUUCCAAUCUCUGCUGAGUGUCCCAGACCCUUGAGGCUGCCACUCUGUUGUGGUUUUAUUUUUAAUAUAGAGAGUUUUGAAUUCCACACUGUUGUCUUUCCUCUGUGCUGGCCUAGGACAUUAGGAUUCCUUCCAUGGUUCUGGCCACAAGGACCAUACCAGGUCCUGUGUGCCACCUCUGUCCCGGCCCACGCAGCAUUGCUGGGCUUCUGGUUAGAUGUAGGCAAGGUGAAGAAGCGCUCAGGACUCAAGCCCGCUGCCACUGGGUGACAGACUGUCGUUUGGGCAUUAUUUCAUGGCAGAUGGGCCAGCCCAGGGCCUUCCCCACCUUGCCCUCAGAUCACACUGGGGCCCAUAAGGGGGGGGGGGGGGUCCUGCUGCACUCCACUGAUCCCCAAGGAAGUAUAAUAAAUGUUAACCCAGCCAGAGUCUACUCACUGUCACAAGCACAACGAGUUUAUAAGAGAAAGCACUGAGGGGGCGCAGGGGGCCCACUGGUUCCUGACCAACCCACAUCAUCUGAGGCCUGCCCGCCUACCCCACCACCCUCCCCUCCCUUGAUGCUCUGCCCCUGCCAGUGCCCAGCCCAGCAGCUCUGGGAAGGGGUUCCCAGAAUCCUUCCUGAGCUGUUCAUUUACUCAGGGGACUCCCAAACAGCCAGCCACCAGUGCCGGUGGAGGGCUCCAAGGGAGGGCCAGUGCCCAGCCAGGGGCGUGGGGCUCAGACCAGCCCACUGCAGAGAAUCACUCUGGGGCUCCAACUUCCUUCCUUCGGGGCCAGUCUCGGCUAAAGUCUGGUCACUCCCACGUGGAGCUGGCCAGACCAGACCGUUUGCCUUUUCAAGUUUCUUAGUCCUGCUAAAAGAUGAGCUUCUUCCUCGGUUUCCUUUUGGAAACACCUCCUUCCAACAAGCAGUGGGAUCCCGGGGCCAGAGCAGGCCAGUGUCGGCCUGCUGGGGCUGGUUGAAGUCUUGCUGGAUGUUCUCCUGUUCCUGUGUCCCUUGGCGCCUUAAUCCUGUUCCUUGUACCCCCAUCCCACCCCACCCUGCCUCACCCCACCUUUCCUGACCUCUAGGUCCCAGAUAGUUGCUCUGAAGAGUUUUCCGUGGAGUGGCCCCAGGGUGAUAGCUCAGGGAACAAACAUAAAAGGAAUUCCGUGAAAACUUUUUUUUUUUUUUUCCUCUUAACGAAUUACUCCUGGGUCACUUCCACCACUGGUAAAGCCAGAACUUCUCCAACAAGAACCUUGCAAAAGUCCAGUGAAUCAGUCGAAUCAUUCUAUGGAUGCCAAAGAAUAUUUUGACCAUAAUACAGCACAGUCUGAACCUGACAACUUGUCACUGGGACUUUUUUUUAAAUGGAGUUCUUUAGCAACAAAGUACAGAAACACGUUCAUUGCGCACACCCACGGAGAGCCCAAGGUCCUUGGAGCAGGAUGCUUUGCUGCUGCUGCUGCUGCUGCUGCUGCUGCUGCUCUGUACCUGGGUGUUGGAUUUCAGACCCUGGGCUGGGCCACUGUGAGCAUUCCUAAACUCUGAGACUCCCAGGGGAAAUCCUGACUGUGAAACCAGCGUGGAAACCGUCUUUACCAUGUGGACCCUCCCACCGCCCCCCCCCGCACGAAUACACAAAGAGCAAACAAGCGGGAUGGGGAACAACUUAACCUUCACCCCUCCCCUGACUCCAAACUUAACAAGGUACGACAGUGGCAUUGUCAUCAACACUCAAUCUCGUGAAUUUUAGCAAAACCAGAAACAAAGAGAAUGACUUCAGUUCAGAGGAUCGGGCAAAUUUGUCCAGUCCGAGUGGACUCUUGAGGGAGUGGGUGGGCUCCAAGGAUCCUGGGCGUUGGGAUGGCAUGAGCUACCACGUAGACUUAGUCUGCCUGCCCGCCUUGGUAGUAGUGACAGUGCAUUGUUAGCAUGGGCAUCCCAACCCCAGUCUCUGUUUACUGCCUUUGAACAGACCUUCCUUCCCCGUGCUUCGGGUCACUUCGGGUCGCAACCUUCUCUGUGCCGGACUGCCUGGUCUGGCCCUGGGGUGAACAAAGGGGUGAGCUUAAAGAACAACCAAACUCUGCCAGGGGUGGAGCGCCAGUCAGGCUCAGGGUUCAGCAGUCUUGACACUUGCCCCGACCCGUUCACUCCAUCUCGGGGCAGGGUCUGGGCUCUGAAUGGAGAAUCAAGGGGUGAGUGAAUUUUAGAAAAAUCUAGCCUCUCGCCCUGGGGCUGGCCUUGCCUCUAAGCCAGGACCUAGGCUGGGCAUGCAGAUGGGGUGGCUGGCAUUUCUUCAGGAAGCCUCUGCUAGUGACGGCCUCUGGAUUCUGGCCCCUCUUCUCUGUUGGCUUUUGCUUUGGACUAGACUGUUCCUGCAGUCUGUGUCCUGGAAAGCCCAGGGGUCUCUGGGCCAGUCGCUCCCAGGCCAGGCCCUAGAGCAGUCUUUACCAGGCAGCUGACUCCACCUCCAGGAUGUCCACCAGGCUCCAGGGAGGACAAAGAUGCCAGUCUCUCCUCCCUCCUACCCCCAGUGGCUCCCAGUUUUCCCCAUUAGCCACAGCCCCUUCAUUCAUUCUUUCUAACCCACUAUCCACAAUGGACAGGGCUGUGUUGCCCUCUGAGACCAAGAAGGUUCCUUUUCCAGACCAGAGGCAGAUCUUUUUCUUGACCACAUCUGCCCACAUUCAUAGUUCCUCCACAGGGAGGCAGAAGCUGCUCCGUAAACUCAUUCUGGCUAUAUAGUCCCCCAUUCUCACAGUCCCGCUGCCUUCCACCUCCUUCCCUCUCAUUAUGUGACAAAGGAUAAUGUGCAAGGAAAGUAUUUUUAUGUAUUAUAAAUGUAUUUUGAAACAAAUAAGGAGAAGAAAGGUAGAAUGCUCAUUUACUUUCUUAAAUGAGCUCUGAUUUUGUGACGGUAUAUGAGUUUUUGCAAUGUAAGGGACUCAGCUUCUUUGGAGAGGCCACCCAGGUUUCCAGACGUGGGCAUUGGACCUUAGUGGUGUGCAUGUGUGCCAGAGUAUGUCUUGUGUCUCCGUACAUGCACAUCUGGGUGCAUUGCAGAGAGUCGCACCAUGGGACUUGCUGGGGCAAUUCCUAGAGAUUCAACUGGCCGAUGCUAACAAACCCUGGCAGCAGCUGGAUUUGGCAUUUCCUUGCUCACUGCCAGAUGUGGCCAACCUCUGGCUGUACUCAAAACUCUGCAGAAUGAUCUGGAUUCCUGUAGCAAGGCCCUUGGGGAGGCCACUCUCCAAUGUCCCUGGCCCUGCUGGCCACAUUGGCCAAAGAGCCAGGGCUGGAGUCUGGGACCUUUGGUUGUUCUUUAAGGCACUUCCUUCCGCUUUCUCCCUCAGAUGCACACUGUGUGCUCCAAAUCAUUUGGGGGGUGGCGGUGGGGGGGGUGAUAUGAAUGUCACAGGAGGAGACACCUUCUGUCUUUGUUUCAAAGAAAGUGAUGUGCCAUUUGUUAAUAUACAAGAGAAAUAUUGAAAAUAUAUUGAAAAGAGCAAUUUUAAAUUAUUUUUGGCUUAUGUUGCAAUAUUUAUUUUCUUGUAUUAGAAAAGAUUCCUUUGUAGAGAAAAAAAUGUAUUUUUCAUUACCGCAAAGACCUAUUUCUCCUUUUUGUACAUUGUCCAUGUUCGCAACCCUUAAUGAGCAAUAGAAUGUAUGGUCACCUCGGUGUGGCCAAUGCCCGCUGUGCCCUGCAUGAUUCUGUGUUGCUGCUGCUGCAUAGCUCCCAACCCCAUCCUGUCCUGCUCACUCAUGGGGGUUCCAGACCCCGGCCCCCACCAGGGCCUGUGUCUUAUGGAGCCCUCUGCACUCCUCGUGUGUUGGCAAAUGCAGUUAAUAAAGCAAUGUUUUCUGUG